This is a messenger RNA of Tachysurus fulvidraco (yellow catfish), 3777 nucleotides long. RefSeq names its product E3 ubiquitin/ISG15 ligase TRIM25-like. Lineage: Eukaryota; Metazoa; Chordata; Actinopteri; Siluriformes; Bagridae. The transcript has 12 exons. The coding region runs from base 27 to 3449 and encodes 1140 amino acids. Gene Ontology annotation, molecular function: zinc ion binding; protein binding. The record is from RefSeq and is a predicted model, not a curated record.
CUCUCUCUCUCUGUGAGUUCAGGAAAAUGGCAGAGGCGAGUAUUUCAGUAGAUCAGGAUCAGUUCAGCUGUUCAGUGUGUCUGGAUCUCCUGAAGGAUCCGGUGACUCUCUCCUGUGGUCACAGUUUCUGUAAGGUGUGUAUUAAUGGCUGCUGGGAUCAAGAGGAUCAGAAGGACGUCUACAGCUGUCCUCAGUGCAGAGACACUUUCACUCCAAGGCCUGUUCUACGCAGAAACAACAUGCUGGCUGAAGUGGUGGAGAAACUGAAGAAGAAGACUGAAGACCAAACAGCUUCUCCUGCUCACUGUUACGCUGGACCUGGAGAUGUGGAGUGUGAUUUCUGCACAGGGAGAAGAUACAAAGCCAUCAAGUCCUGUCUGGUGUGUGUGGCUUCAUUUUGUGAAACUCAUCUUAAAACUCAUCUUGAUAUUCCUGCUUUGAAAAAACACACAUUAAUUGAAGCCUCUGGAAAUCUACAAGAGAAGAUCUGCUCUGAACACGAUGAAGUUCUGAAGUUCUUCUGUCGUACUGAUCAGAGAUGUAUUUGCUCUUUGUGCCUGUUGGAUAAACAUAAAGGCCACGACGCUGUACCAGUUGCAGCAGGAAGAGCUGAGAAACAGAGUGAGUUAAAGGAGGAGCAGAUGAAGUUCCAGCAGAGACACCAGGAGAAGCAGAAGAAGGUGCAGGAGCUGAAACAGACUGUGAACACUAUAAAGCUCAGUGCACAGACAGCAGUGGAGGACAAUGAGAUCAUCUUUACUGAGAUGAUCAGCUCCAUGGAGAAAAAGCGCUCGGAGGUGACGGAGAUGAUCAGAGCUCAGGAGAAGGCUGAACUGAGUCGAGCUGAACGACUCCUGGAGCAACUGGAGCAGGAGAUUGAUGAUCUUCAGAGGAGAGUCACUGAGAUGGAGAAGCUUUCACACACACAUGAUCACAUCCAUUUCCUCCAGGCUUUAGCUUCUGGACCUCAGUCUCCUCUAUUAAACAGAACAGAUUUUGUCACGUCCAGCAUCAGUGUCCCUCAACAUCUGUCAUUUGAUGGAGUGAGGAAUUCUCUCUCAGAUCUAAAGAAUAGACUGGAGGAAUUCUGUGAGGAGGAAUUCAACAAAAUCCCUCCAUAUGCUGCAGCAGUUCAGAUCAUUUCACCACCAGAGCCACAGAACAGAGAAGAGUUUCUGAAAUAUUUCUGUUCUCUGACUCUGGAUCCCAACACGACAUAUGGUCACCUCAUUCUGUCUGAGAAGAACAGGGUGGUGACAUUCAGUAUGAGAGAGCAGAAGUACUCUGAUCAUCCAGAGAGAUUUGACACCUGGUGGCAGGUGUUGUGUAAGGAGAGUGUGUGUGGACGCUGUUACUGGGAGGUGGAGUGGAGCAGUGAUGGUGUGUCCAUAUCAGUCUCAUAUAAAGAUAUCAGCAGGAAAGGAGAUGGUAUUGAGUGUUUGUUUGGACGCAACAAACUGUCCUGGAGUCUGGAAUGUUUUUCUUCCUCUUCUCUCUCUUUCUAUCACAACAACAUUAAGACUGAUCUCAGAGUUCCAUCAUCCCCCAGAAUAGGAGUAUAUGUGGAUCACAGUGCAGGAACUCUGUCCUUCUACAGUGUCUCUGACACCAUGAAGCUCCUCCACAGAGUCCACACCACAUUCACUCAGCCUCUAUAUGCUGGGUUUACACUUGGUCUCCUGUCAAAAGUGAGGUUGUGUGAUCCACAAAAUGAAAUGAGUGAUCUUUCGUUCUCACACUCUCUCUGUGAGUUCAGGAAAAUGGCUGAGGCGAGUAUUUCAGUAGAUCAGGAUCAGUUCAUCUGUCCAGUGUGUCUGGAUCUCCCAAAGGAUCCGGUAACUAUCCCCUGUGGUCACAGUUUCUGUAAGGUGUGUAUUAAUGGCUGCUGGGAUCAGGAGGAUCAGAAGGAUGUCUACAGCUGUCCUCAGUGCAGAGACACUUUCACUCCAAGGCCUGUUCUACGCAGAAACAACAUGCUGGCUGAAGUGGUGGAGAAACUGAAGAAGAAGACUGAAGUCCAAGCUGCUUCUCCUGAUCACUGUUACGCUGGACCUGGAGAUGUGGAGUGUGAUUUCUGCACCGGGAGAAAACACAAAGCCAUCAAGUUCUGUGUGGUGUGUGUGGCUUCAUUUUGUGAAACUCAUCUCAAACCUCAUCUUGAAAUUUCUGCUUUGAAAAAACACACAUUAAUUGAAGCCUCUGGAAAUCUACAAGAGAAGAUCUGCUCUGAACACAAUGAAGUUCUGAAGAUCUUCUGUCGUACUGAUCAGAGAUGUAUUUGCUCUUUGUGCCUGUUGGAUAAACAUAAAGGCCACAAAGCUGUAUCAGUUACAGCAGGAAGAGCUGAGAAACAGGGUGAGUUAAAUCAGGAGCAGAUGAAAUUCCAGCAGAGACUCCAGGAGAAGCAGAAGAAGGUGCAGGAGCUGAAACAGGCUGUGAACACUAUAAAGCUCAGUGCACAGACAGCAGUGGAGGACAAUGAGAUCAUCUUUACUGAGCUGAUCAGCUCCAUGGAGAAAAAGCGCUCGGAGGUGACGGAGAUGAUCAGAGCUCAGGAGAAGGCUGAACUGAGUCGAGCUGAACGACUCCUGGAGCAACUGGAGCAGGAGAUUGAUGAUCUUCAGAGGAGAGUCACUGAGAUGGAGAAGCUUUCACACACACAUGAUCACAUCCAUUUCCUCCAGGAUUUAGCUUCUGGACAUCAGUCUCCUCUAUUAGAUAGACCAGAUUUGGACACGUCUAGCAUCAGGGUCUCUCAACAUCUGUCAUUUGAUGGAGUGAGGAAUUUUCUCUCAGAUCUGAAGAAGAUACUGGAGGAAUUCUGUGAGGAGGAAAUCAACAAAAUCCCUCCACAUGCUGCAACAGUUCAGAUCAUUUCACCACCAGAGCCACAGAACAGAGAAGAGUUCCUGAAAUAUUUCUGUUCUCUGACUCUGGAUCCCAACACGACAAAUUAUAACCUCAUACUUUCUGAGAAGAACAGAGCAGUGACAGUCAGUAUGAGACAACAGAAGUACUCUGAUCAUCCAGAGAGAUUUGACAUCUGGUGGCAGGUGUUGUGUAAGGAGAGUGUGUGUGGACGCUGUUACUGGGAGGUGGAGUGGAGCGGUGAUGGUAUUGUGUCCAUAUCAGUCUCAUAUAAAGACAUCAGGAGGAAAGGACGGGGUGAUGAGUGUCGGCUUGGACGCAACAAACAGUCCUUUAGUCUGGAAUGUUCACCUUCUUCUUCUCUCUCUUUCUAUCACAACAACAUUAUGACUGAUCUCAGAGUUCCAUCAUCCCCCAGAAUAGGAGUGUAUGUGGAUCACAGGGCAGGAACUCUGUCCUUCUACAGUGUCUCUCACACCAUGAAGCUCCUCCACAGAGUCCACACCACAUUCACUCAGCCUCUAUAUGCCGGGUUUACACUUAGUCUUCUGUCAAAAGUGAGGUUGUGUGAUCCACAAUAACAUGUAUCUGGUGUUUUAUGGUCAGUAACAAGUACAAAUUGAAUCAUUAAUGAUCUUAUAGACAAAGUGUUUCAUUUCAGCAGGAUUACUCAUUAUAGUGUCAUUAAAGAGGUCGUUCCUGAGAAACAAAACACUUGUAAAAUGUAACACAAACACAGAAUAUUCAUUCUUUGUAACAUGGUAAUCAUUUUUAUUUUAAUCUAGAAGUGAGGUUUGUAGGUUUAAGGGGUGUGUCUGUGUUCAGAAUAAACCAAUCACAUUCACUCUUAUGUAUAAAGAUCAUUCAUACAUCUGCACCAAUGAUAUGAUUCUGAUGAACUCCAAAUAA